Molecule: messenger RNA, 1420 nt
Organism: Drosophila ficusphila
Lineage: Eukaryota; Metazoa; Arthropoda; Insecta; Diptera; Drosophilidae
Exons: 5
Coding region: 24-1328 (434 amino acids)
Source: RefSeq, a predicted model, not a curated record
AGUCUAAUUCCAAAAUCGUCGCGAUGUGGAAGUUAUACAGUGUGUCUCUGUGCCUCUCAGUUCUCUGUGGAAUUGUCCAGGAUGUGCUUGGAUCUUGCGAACUUACAAUAGAUAGCAGUAGUCCGCCGUUGAUUGUUAACCGAUUUGGCACCAAAACAAUGCUGUCACAAUCUUCGGGAGUGAUAACAAGAGAGUACAGAGAGUCUAUUGAGUUGUUAUGCGGAGGUGGAGUUGAUUACAUAGAUCAUAAAAACUACGACAGAACCACAAAAACAGGAAACGGUGAAAUUUUAACAUUCCACUGCGGUCGUGAUGGGUAUUUUAAAGAUCCAGUCGAAACCUAUAAUCUACAGGACUUAAAUGUUGUGUGUCAUGAAGGAACGUAUCAAUUGUUUGAGAGCAACUCCAGUUUGCCCAACUGCGAGGGCGACAUGACCCUCGUUCUGGGUCACGACCUCAAAGAGUUGGGGUCAAAGAACAUUGCGGCUUUAUGCUAUGACAUUGUUGCCUCUCGAUUAAAGUAUAUAGCUUACACGACAUCCUCCGCAAGUAACCUAGUUCUGGGGGCGGAAGUGGGUCAGCUGAAUGAUGUCGAAUUGGAUACCACAGUCAACUACCGCAAGACUACCUUCAAGCCCGUUCGUCAGACGGAUAUCGAUGCCUACGUGGCGAACGUCGAUCAGCUGGCGGGCUUGUUUCAGUCGGCCAGUCUCGUCCAGGACAACGUGAUGAAGCCGAUGGUGACCGGCUACGAGGACAUGAUGACCACCACCUGGCUGCGCUCCCUGCGCUCCGGCAACUGGCGCCACUGGAUCGCGGCGAUGCGUCUGGCCGCCAGGCGCGGCCUCCACUUCGACGUCCGGCUGGGCGCUUCCGGGGAGCUCCAGCUGCCGCCUUUCAUCGGGAGAGGACCAAUGUUGAUCCCAUUGGUCGGCAGCGUAGGCGGGGACGCGGUGCGGGUGCCCGCCCACAUCUGGGCCCAUGUCCACGCCCUCGAGCCAACUGGCGGUGUCCAGGACGAGUUCGUCAUCAUCGGAUACAAUUCGCCCUUCGUGCGCAACGGCAGCCAGAGCGACUUGUGCAUCUCGAUGUGCGACCAGGUGUCCUGGCUGCAACAGGACACUCCUUUUGGCAGCCUCCGCGAGUUCCCCACCUUGGGAUUAGUGCAUUGCUGUCGCGUGGAGGACGUGGCCGCCAAGCUGGACCACUUUCCCGGUCCGUACGCCAAGGGGAAGAAGAACCUUGCCGAUGCUCGGGGUGCAGAGCCGCAGGGCCGCGAAUCCGUUGCAAGCACUACGGAUCACUCUUUUGAUUGGAUUGUUAGUUGAACACUAAACUUUUUCCCAGGAAAAUGCAGGUUGCAAGAAGCAUUGAAAGCUAAUUUGCUGUUUGAAUUAAUAAAAGCAACCAUACAAUCAUA